UCCGAACACAUGUGGACCCACUUGUAAACAACUCUUCUCGGGAGGCCACAGGCGACGCAAUGCUCCCCGGGGGACCCAUUACUUAAACACGGUCUCGUCGCUUGAAUUGCAGGGGACAUGGAUGUUAAGGUGAAUUUAGAAGAGGCCAAGAAAUUAUUAUCUGUGCCGGAAUCAUGCCUCAGGAAAGUGGAAGGAGAGUUGACAGUGCUGGUCCAUCCCAUGCACUCCAGCAACAUCAAAGAAGGUGUAUUAGAAGAACUGAAGGCCUUGAUAAAGCGGUAUUCAAAAGAAUUACAAGGGAUACCCAUGGCUUAUGAGAAGAUACAGUUGGUUUCAUGCAAUGGAUGGUUGUUUGAUACAAAUCCUUUCAAUCAUGUAGUAGUUCGAGCUAUGUUCUAUGUCUUUACUCCACAAAUUGGCAGCAUAUUAGAAGCCACUGUGAAAAAAAAAUCGAUAAAUCACGUGGGUUGCCUUGUUCAUGGAAUGUUCAAUGUGUCAGUUCCCAGACCACAGGAUGAGGUAGUGGAGAAUUGGUGUGGUACAUAUGUACAGGAAGGAGAUGUUGUAAAAAUUACCAUUACAGAUCUAAAUAUAACCACUUACAUUCCCUACAUCAAAGGUGAAUUGGAUCCAGACAGAGUCCAAGAGUUGGUAGAUGCCAGACGUGAGGAGGAGGAGCAAAAGGCCCAAGAUAACAAGAAAAUUACUUUUGAUGAUGAUAGUGGAAUUAGUAGUAAUGAUCAUGAGGAAUCUGUUGUGCCACAAGUGAAGAAGAAAAACAAGAAAAACAAGAGCAGUAGUGACAGUGACGACCAGAAUAAUACUGUAAUGGAUGACUCAGAGGAUGAAACUGGUGAAAAAGAUGGUACUGACGAAUCACAAAAGAAAAAGAAGAAAAGGAACCAGGAAGAUGGAGAAGCUUCUAACAUAGAUUUAAUAAAUGUUGUAGAAGAGAAUGACAUACUUGACUCCUUAUUAAAUGAGAGCAUUCAUAGUAACUCUAAUGACACACCCAAAAGAAAAAAGAAGAAAAGAGACAAAUCAGAGGAGGAAGAAGCCACCAAAACAUUAAGUGAUUCUGAAACUGAGAAUUGCAUUGAGUGAUAUAGAAGGAGAAGUAAAGGAUACAGAAGAGAAUGAUUUUACAGAUGUACCUGGUAACGUAUUAAAUGAGAGAAUGAUUAGCGAUUGUAAUACUACACCCAAAAGAAAGAAGAAACGGGAACUGGAAGACGAAGAGGUCAGUAUCACUGUAUUAAAUUCUGAUCCGAAGACUAAAGAGGAAAAGAAGAAACACAAGAAAAAUAAGCAUAGAGCAGUUGAACGAAGGGAAGAGAAUGAAGAAGUUAAUUUAGACGAGAUGCUGGAUGAUCUGAAGAAGGAAGUGUCUCCUUCUAAGCCUAGUGGCAAAACCCCUGAUGCUAUGAAGCCAACGAAGUCCAGGAAACGUAAAGCAGAUGAAGAUCUGGACAGUAGUAGAGGUAACAAAAGGAAGAAACUGUGAAGUCCAAUUAAAGUAACUGGGGUUUGCAUUAUUUCUUGGAUUGAGACUUUUAAAAAAUAUAUUGUUAAGACUGACUGUAUAGUCACCCAGUCUUUUUAAAGACAUGUACAGAAAUCAGUGUUAAAGGCACUUAUCUAUGUACUCUUUCAGACUCCAUUUAUUAUACUACAUGAAUGAAUGUACCAUUUCUCACCUUUAGAAAAAAUUAUCAUCUGUUCUUGGUGCUCAAUUGUUGUACUGAAGUUGUAUGAAUAAAAAAUUUAAUUGAGAAAUAAUUGAAAAAUGGGGGACAUGUAAAUAUGACUUUCAUGAAUUUUCAUGACAAUGCAGUGAUUUUUUGUUGUUUAUUAAAUCAGGUUUACAAAGUCAA
Messenger RNA from Penaeus monodon (black tiger shrimp), 1874 nucleotides. RefSeq names its product DNA-directed RNA polymerase I subunit RPA43-like (gene Polr1F). Lineage: Eukaryota; Metazoa; Arthropoda; Malacostraca; Decapoda; Penaeidae. The record is from RefSeq and is a predicted model, not a curated record. Gene Ontology annotation, biological process: DNA-templated transcription initiation. Gene Ontology annotation, cellular component: RNA polymerase I complex.